Molecule: messenger RNA, 1419 nt
Organism: Dreissena polymorpha
Lineage: Eukaryota; Metazoa; Mollusca; Bivalvia; Myida; Dreissenidae
Product: agrin-like
Exons: 9
Coding region: 125-1297 (390 amino acids)
Biological process (GO): cell differentiation; multicellular organism development
Molecular function (GO): protein binding
Source: RefSeq, a predicted model, not a curated record
AAGUAGCAUGUUACGAAUCAAAGCGUGUUACAUACGAGAUUGUGGCUUGGCAACCUUACGAUAAAACAAGAAAAAGCUCGUUCUCAUCUUACAGACCAAGACGUCUUCAUUCGACACAGGAACCAUGGCUCUGGUGUAUCUGUUCUUUGCAAUUGGUUUUGUGUCAGCGCCAGAACCCCACCCCCAUGUGGACUGCAACCAUGACCCACAGCAUUGCAUACAAGUGGCGUUAGUAACGACUGAUCCGAAGGAAUGCGAACAUAUUAUUCAUUACCUCCAGGAUUGCCAUAGUUAUGUGAUCGAUCAUGUAUGUGGAACCGACCAGCGUACGUAUCCACACAAAUGCGAGCUUGCUAAAGCAAGAUGUCACACACUCAAUCUCGACCAUGGGGUCCAUGUACUUGCCCUAGCACACGAGGGUAGUUGCAGCUCGACCACUCAAAUACAUGUUCUUGCAGCCAUCACUCAUCAUUGCCACAACGAUCCUGUGUCGUGCAUAGAGCUUGCUAUUCAUACCGUAGAUUCGACUUUUUGCCGUGAGUUUAUUAACACAGUGGACUGUACCCAUAUACAUAGUGGCGGUGGUUCACACGCGGAUAGAACGCAGCCAGUAUGUGGUACGGACGGCGUGUCAUAUCCACAUCAUUGCGAAUUUGCAAGAGAAAGAUGCAGGGUUAUUCUACAAACAAACAAUAAUGUGAACGGACAGCAAGUGUUCAAACUAGACAUUGCUCACGAUGGCAUCUGCAAUCUGGUGACAGUAGCACCGAUUUCAAAUUGCGCAAACAACAGCUGCCUUGACCCGAGUCUCAGUGGCCCAGUGGUCCAGCAAUGCCUUCAAAUAUUGAAACUGUCGUGUACGACUGGCUCGGCUGUCUGUGGAACAGAUGGACAAACAUACCGAAAUGACUGUGAUUUAGCGAAGGCUCAUUGCUUGAAUGUCAACCUGACAAAGGCCUACGACGGAACAUGUGGAGUCUCCACCCAACAGACAUCGCAGACGACACAAGCAUCAACGAACGCUGCGUCUACAAGUUCGUCUUCGGCCCCGACAACUCCCCCACCUCCGACCACCUCAACCUUGCCUCCAACGACAACAAUGUCUGUGACGGACAUCCUCGUGACUGUCUUCUGCCAGAACGUGGACUCCAUCAGCUGCAACACCGGGUUCAAUGUGAUCUGCGGUUCCGAUGGAACUUACUACCCUAACGAGUGCGAGUUAAGCAAAGAAUCGUGCAAACAGAAAGGUUUACACAUAAUGCCGGACGCAAGUUCAUGUACCGUUCCAUCAGGCUAGGUUGUCAUGUAGUUAAUGUGAUAACGUUGUUAGAUACAAAAUAAACGCUAUUCAUAGCUUAACAUAAUGUCUUUCCAUACAAUAUAAUAAAAUCCGAUUCUGCUUGAAGGAACCACACUGUU